ACUCACUCCCUCUCUCUUUCUUUCCUUGUCUUCUUCUCACCAAAAACAUGUCCCACUACUAAUAACUUCCAUAUAUUAACUUUUCUCAUCUCAUCUAUAACGUAAUCGCAAUCCAAUAAAUAAUUUAAACUAACCAUUUCUUCAACACCAUCAUAUCAUUACUCUCUCACAGAACAAGAAAAAAAGAACUCUCUCGAAUCAAAUCCAAUGAGUAAUUACCCUCCUCCAGGAUACGGAUCUGCUUACCCUCCACCACAACCUCAACCUCAACCGUACGAAGGCUACCCUCCGCCGGGUUACCCUGGAGGCUACCCUCCGCCACCACCGCCACCUCAUCAUCGUCCGCCGUAUGACUCCUACCAAGGCUAUUUCGAUAACGGAUAUCCACCACCGCCUCCUCCUCCUCCGCCUCAGUAUAACUACCAGCAUGUUGAUCAUCAUCAUCAUCAGGGUGAUCCCGGUUGCUGUUCUUUCUUCAAAGGCUGCUUUGCGGCGCUUUGUUGCUGCUGUGUGCUAGAAGAGUGCUGUGGAUUUUUCUGAUAAUCACACCAAAAUAGAAAGUUGUUUGUUCUGUUUGGAGCAUUUGGUAAUGUCCUAUGUAGAAAUGUUUGAUAUAUAGUGUGAGAUAUGGUAAGAGUUUCAUAUUUGUUAAAUCUUGUUCUUGUUCUUCUCAAGCUACCUACAAAUCCUGGUUUGUACACAAGUUAUGUCAUGUGGUAUUUGUGAAUUUAUUUGUGAUAAAACUAGAUUGGAAAUUGUAAACCAUUUCUUGUAUGGUUGAACAGAUAAUAAUAUUAUGGUUAAAAUAA
Molecule: messenger RNA, 809 nt
Organism: Vicia villosa (hairy vetch)
Lineage: Eukaryota; Viridiplantae; Streptophyta; Magnoliopsida; Fabales; Fabaceae
Product: cysteine-rich and transmembrane domain-containing protein WIH2-like
Exons: 3
Coding region: 208-540 (110 amino acids)
Source: RefSeq, a predicted model, not a curated record